AGGAAUCGGCCUGCCAAUGGAAGGCUGCAUUUCCUUUCAUCUUCUUGGAAUCCGCUUGAAAACCUCUUCAUCCCAGAAAAGGGCUCUGUGUUGAAAGUCUAAAGCAAACGGCUGAUGAAUGAAAAGUUUACUCAACUCCUUCUAGCUUUGAUUUUUUUCCCCAUGCACCGUUUGAGUUUCCUGAGUGCAGGUGCCACCCAAGAACUGCACUAUUGCAUUUACUUUUUCUUUUCCCCAUUUCUAUGUAUGCCUGCUAAUUAAAGCAGGGCUGCAUGUGCCCCGUUCUCCUAACUCAAGCCUGCAGGCACGUUGGGGCGCGGCGAGCUUUCCGCUUCCUUAUUGCCCCCAGCCUGCCCCGUGUAAGACACCAAGUCAGGGGCUGCCCCCCUCACGUCGGGAGCAGCCUUUCCCCAACGUAGCCGGUGCCAGGGGCCCAGCCUAGUACUUUGCUCAGGGCGGGGUUUGGCCGUUCCCACAGCUCCUCGCCCCGCUGCCGUGGCUGCUGCGAAGGGUUUGGUGUGACUCUCCUGGCAUGUCCCAACUUGGUUCCCCACCCAGCGCGCUCCUGAGAGCGCCGGGAACUACCUGCGGCCGGCUGCACUUCGCCGCGCUCCGACGUGACUCUCGGGUACAUUUCAUUGGUGCAUGAAUGGAAAUUUAAAAGGUUUGUCAUUAAAUAUUGGUGAAAAUGGAAACAUCAUCUAUGCUUUCAUCUUUACACGAUGAAUGCAGAUCAGACAAUUACAUUGAACCUCAUUACAAGGAAUGGUAUCGUGUAGCUAUUGAUGCUUUAAUUGAAGGAGGUUUAGAAGCCUACCAAGAAUUUCUUUCCAAAGAGAGAUGUUCAGAAUUCCUAGCAGAAGAAGAAAUUAAUUAUAUUUUGAACACUGUUCAGAAACUUCCUCAAAACACAGUUUAUUCCUCUGACAAUGCUGUUGAUGAUACCUCUUCCUCGGGUACUUAUUGGCCUAUUGAAUCUGAUGUGGAAGCUCCGAACCUUGACUUGGGCUGGCCCUAUCUGAUGCCUGGAAUAUCUGGAGGUACAAAUAUUGAUCUACUUUUUCAUCCACCACGAAUACAGCCUUUCACAAUAAAGGAAACCAUUAGGAAGAUGAUAAGAGAAGCAAGAAAGGUCAUUGCCAUAAUUAUGGAUACGUUUACAGAUGUGGAUAUCUUCAGAGAAAUUGUAGAGGCAUCUACCAGAGGGAUUGCUGUGUAUAUUCUGCUUGAUGAGUUCAACUUCAGUCACUUUCUUAAAAUGACAGAAAAACAGGGCUUUCAAGUUCAGAGAUUCAGGAACAUCAGGGUGCGGACAGUAAAAGGACAAGAUUAUUAUUCCAAAUCAGGGGCAAAAUUCCAUGGAAAAAUGGAACAGAAAUUUCUUCUGGUUGACUGUAAGAAAGUCAUGUAUGGUACUUACAGCUUUAUGUGGUCAUUUGAAAAAACCAACCUCAGCAUGGUUCAAGUUAUCACAGGACAACUGGUUGAAUCCUUUGAUGAAGAGUUUAGGACACUGUAUGCCCGUUCCUCUGUUCCUAGUUCAUUUGCCCCAGAAUUAGGUAGGGUAAAUAGUCAGAGGAUACUCUGGGAGAAUGGCAUAUGCCAGCAUUCACAGUCUUCUUUAGCUUCGGUUUCCAGCCAACGAAACCUUUUUGGUAGGCAAGACAAGAUUCACAAACUAGAUCCCAUUUACUUGAAAACUCGAGGAAGAUAUGCAGUGAAUGAAAUAGAUACAUAUGGUUUGAGAAAUCAAACCUACAACAAACUACCCUUUCAUCCAGGUUUUAACAUGCAAAAUAAAAUUCGGCAGAAUCAACCCAGUGAACAAAAUGAGCAUUGGAAGAGACAUAGUUAUGCUGGGGAAAACCCAGAAAGGACUCCUUACUUUUUGCUACACCGAGCUAUUAAUCGGGCCAAUAAUGUAUCAAAUACUUGGAAGAUGCCAUCUGAUAGCCUUAGUAUCGUAUCUUCUUUAAAGGGAGGCUAUACAAACAAUUGCAAUGCACCCCAACAAAGUUUUGCUGAUCGGUUUGCACAGCCAAAGAUAAAUAUUGCAGAAAGAAAUUCAAUUGUACGGAGGUCUUUCAAUGGAACAGAUAAUCAUAUCCGCUAUCUGCAGCAGAGGAUGCCAACCCUUGAACACACUACAAAAUCAUUUCUCCGUAACUGGCGAAUUGAGUCAUACUUAAAUGAUCAGUCAGAUUCUGCUGCAGAUUGCAGUGGAUCAGCAGUCGGUGAUAGGUAUGAGGGCUAUGACACAGCAGAAAAUAUUAAAGCUCAUGCCCUUUAUUCUCAUUCUCGCCUGAGGUCAUCAUUAGCUUUUAAGCCAACUUUGCCAGAACAGCAGGAAGUAAGCAGCUGUACAAGUUCUUCAAAUUCAACUAUCGUUGGUUCAGAGGGAAGCGAAACACCUAAAGGGACGCCCAAUCAUAUCCCGAUUGUGAAAAAUGUGACCGACAAAGAAUCAGCAGAGGUCAGCACUAACAUCCCACCUGACUCAGAUGAACCAAAAAAGUCUGGAAUGCAGGUUGCAGAAAACAAAAAACCUAUUUUAUACCCAAAUGCCACUCAGGACCCAUCUAUCUACAUGUACACAGCCUUCUAUGUAAACAGACAGGCAGAAAAUGGGAAGAACCACCAAAAUGAAAAUAUACUAAAAAGGCGAAGUUUCCCUAUAUUUGACAACUCCAAGUCCACUUUGGAUCAUGGUGUCAACAAACAGGCGUCCAGCUAUGUUUACAGCACACUGACUAGGCAGAGACUUAAGCGGCCAGAAAAUCUAAAGCCCCCAGAGGAUACAAUAAAAAACUCUAAAAGCUUUCACAGUGUGACCAACCACAUAGAACAUGAAGAGAAAAAUCUUGAAGAAGAAUCAAAGAGCCCCACUACCACAAAGGCCAUCUCUGUGGCUGCUCUAGCCGAAGAUAGCAAAGAGGAACCUAGCAAAGAAUGUACUUUAAAGAAAGAAAAUAAGAAUUCACCAAGUUUCCUGAAAAAGGGAUCCCAGAAACUGAGGUCAUUGCUAAAUCUCACACAAGACAAGAAGGAAAACUUGUCAAAAAACAAAGGUCCUGUGUUUUAUAGAAUGUGCAGCAGUUCUGACACGUUGGUUUCUGAAGGCGAAGAGAAUCAAAAGCCAAAAAUAUCUGAGACAAAGGCUGAUUCCUCUCCAAGAAAAAAGAGGACCACCUCAUCCAAUUCACAAGGCAACUUGCAUAAAAGUAAAGAGGAUGUCACUUUGAGCCCACCAAAGUCUCCCAAGCCACCAAAGUCUCCAAAACCUCCAUUUGAUGAAAGCAGUAAAAAGUGCCCUACUUUAUGCCCCCCUGAAAAGUUCUUAGAAACUCUAGUAGAUGCAUCCACUCCAAGAUUUAAUACUGAACAGAUCCAGUACCAAGAGGUGAAAGAAGCUAUAACUAAUGCUACCCAGGAAACUGCAUCUGUUUCUAGUCCUCCACAAAGAGUAAGCACAAUGACAUCCCAGCCUGGAAACUCAAAACACAAAGAGGAGUUAUUAAGAUCUCGUUUGAGUGAAAGACGUGUUUAUAGUCGCUUUGAGCCAUUCUUGAAGAUGGAAAGCUCUGGUCAGCCCGCAAGAAAUACACCCAAGAGCAGUACACACCUCCCAGAAACAAAAAGCAAAACCUUAGAGAAUAACUAUGCAAGGGGCAAUCAGGUGGCUCAUUACAACUCGACUGUAUACCGUCCAUUACAGCCAAAUGAAAACAAGCUUCGAGGAUUUAUGCAAAAGUUUGGAAACUUACUAUACAAAAACAAAUAACACCUAUAUAGUCUGAGGACUGUGUGAAAAAUAGCAAAGGCAGCAGCAGGACUGUAAGUAUUUAACUGACUUAGAUGGAUGGGCAGGCCUGUAAAGUUUACAAGGGGUUAGAACUUUGGAAUUGAUGUAUAUGUUUUUAUGUAAUAAACCUAGAGUUAUUAUACUUCAGUCAUUACACAAGUUCUGUGUCUAAAAGAUGUUUUAAAUUAGAUGUUUAUAAUGUUUAUACUGUAAGAUUAAUUUGAGAUAGAUACUUUCCCUCAUUCAGAAAGUAUGUAAUAAUACCUUAUAAGUGUGAAAAAGAGGGAGGAGGUUUUUUAAACUCCAACUAAUAUUUUUUUCAAAAACCUAUCAUUUAAAAAUAGAAUAAUACUGGGAUAAGUGGUCUGCUGUGUCUUUUCAGCAUUUAUGUACUCUUGAAAGUAAUAAAAGCAGAUGUUAAUUAAUUGUAUGUUACUUAGCCAUUUAAACUAAUUUUUGAAAGCCUCUUACAGACUUUACCAUGUUACUGAUUGUCCACACAGACUGUAUUGAACUGUGAGGGUAACAAAUGGAGAAUCUCACUUAUUGUACUGAAUAUUGUAUGUAAUUACAUAUCACCACAAACCUCAAAGUGACCCUCACACCAGGGUGUGGUGUACUUGUUUACAAUGUGAAGUGGUUGUAACUGUAGGGUGACAUUUUAAAAACUAUUGAUGCAUCAAGAUUUAUUGAAAGUAGGCUGCAAUUGGAGUUAAUCCUCAAAUGUACAGUUAACUUUUUAUCAUAUAUGCCAAUAUUCCCUACUGCAUCCUUAGAAACAUGUGCUUUCCUGUAUUUUUAAAUUUGGAGCAUCAAGGAAGAAAAUUAGUCUGUGGAUUACCAUUUCUCAAUCAAGUUUGUAAGUUCCCCAUAUAGUACCUAGCUUUAAAUGUUAGCAAUUGAAUUUGCAAUUCUAACUUAAGUAGUCCAGUUAAGAAAAGUUGUAGGCACUUAUUUCACUCAAAACUUGAAGUAUUUCCAAAGACUAAAGUAAUGGAAGCAACAAAAGACCUUUUAGACAGACUGGGUGAAAUUCUUGGAGUCAGUGGUAAAAUACCCAUUGACAUUAGUGGAACCAAGAUUUCACCUAUCUUGUUUAUAAACUCCUGUUCCUAAUUUCUUCCUAUUUACUAUAUGGACCAAAGGACCAUGCACAGGAAUGCUCACUGUUCACUUGACCAGCUUGCAUUCAAAUCGUUUUUUAAAGUAUGGAAACAUUCACAAACUCUUUUCAUUUGAAUCGGUCAGUGCUAAUUUAAGGAUUUAUCAAAUUGAGAUAAUCUGUUUGCAAAAUUCAGGUGUUCUGCCAGUGACUUCAAUGGACAUUGGAUCAGGACCCAACCAUUUUAUUUAACUAAGACAUGAGUAAUUCCCACUGAAGUCAAUAAAGAGUUACUUGUAUCAAGCAGUAAGAUAAUCAGGACCCCACUACUGUGCAUAGUAAAUAUAAGAAGAGUAUGAGAGAGACAAGGUUGGUGAAGCAUAUAUUUUAUUGGACCAACUUCUCUUGGUGAUAGAGACAAGUUUUUGAACUUAUACAGAGCUCUUCUUUAGAUCUGGGAAACCUUGUCUCUCUAAUAUCCUGGACCAACAUGGCUACAACAACAUUUCAUAUGAGAAGAGUCUGACACUGAUGAUUAAUAUUUAAUGUUAAUUCAUUCACAAACAUUUAUUUUUAAUGUCUAUUCCUGAACUGAUUGUUGAGAUGAGCACACCAGUGAUUUCUGUAUGUUAUUUCCUUUAUUUUAAUGGGGGAGGGAUUUUGAAUAAGAAUAUUGUGCUGUUGAAGAGAGCAACUCCCAUCCAAAUAACUUUUUUAAAUAGCAACCAUAUUUUCAUGCAGUGAUUGUUAAUAUUAUGGAAAAAGUUGUCUUGAAUUAAUCUCGCAUUACUGGAUUGACAGAGAGGCCCUGAUUAUGAUCUCACUUAAUUUAGCUUUAUCUGUAUAACUUGGAACAAAUAUGGCCCACGGCACCAUAGUAUCUAAGUGUUCUACACUCCUGUAACCCCACUGAGUUAUUUCUGAUUUAUACUAACAUAUAGUGAUCCAUCCCUCGCCCAUUCCCAGCUUCUGACAAUCAGAGGCUAGGGACACAAUCUCUUCCCAUCCUGGCUAGUAGCCAUUGUUGGACCUAUCCUCCAUGAAUUUAUCUACUUCUUUUUCGAACUCUGUUACAGUCUUGGCCUUCACAACAUCCUCUGGAAAAAGAGUUCCACAGGUUGACUGUAAGUUGUGUGAAGAAAUACUUCCUUUUGUUUGUUUUAAAUCUGCUGUCUAUUAAUUUCAUUUGGUGACCCCCUGGUUCUUGUGUUAUGAGAAGGAGUAAAUAACACUUCCUUAUUUACUUUUGCCACAUCAGUCAUGAUCAGAUAGACCUCUAUCCUACCCCCUUAGAGGUCUAUAAAAUCAUUCCAUUUGAAACCUAAAAGAGAUGUGACCCAAAGAUAAUAGGCCCUACCUAGCUGAACUCUGAAUUUCCAGAUGCAGUUAAGACAGCAGAUUAUCUUUAAAAUUUCAUAGACCAAAGUAAAAUGUAUAAUCAGUGGUUGAUUAUACCUCCCUCCCAACAGCACUCCUCAAAAAUUCCAGUGAAGGGAUAUGCUAUUUAAUUCUUUUUUUUUUUUUUAAACAUGCCUGAUAUGUUCAUCGGCUACGUCAGAAACCUGCUUAUUCCUCCCCACCUAUGGCUGUGAUGGGAGUCCUUGAACUAUAGCGUGCUGCAUUUCACCUAGAACCCUCUCCUGUUCCCAUUAAAAUCACAAUGGUUAUUGCCAGUUACUUCUAUGAGGCAGGAUCAGGACAUUUCCCAAAGAACAGUUUUAAUCAAAAUGAUAUAUAAUAACAAUAACUAUUAUAUAGUGGGGAUGGUAUUUACAGUUAGUGGUGAUCUCUUGUGUGUCAAUUGUAUGUUGGGUCUUUCUCUUUCCCUCUACCAAAAGUUUUCAGUUCCUUCUUAGCUGAGAUAUUUGAGAAAGUAUAUGAAUUGCUUCACUAAUACAUGCUGUUAGUUUGCCUUUUCCAUGCUGAACUGGCAUCGCUGGAGUGUUCAGUACGGAGAAAUGCCUCCUCACAACUCUAGGGGGCUGCCCAGUAUGGACUCCUGUUACUCUCUAGACCGCAGCAUUUUUUAUUAACAUUACAUGUUUUAUGAUCAGCAGGUUUUCAGGAGGGUGUCCCAAUUAUGAGAACUCCACUGGAAUACGUACAAGCUGCAGAGCUGCUCAUGGCCCUGUAAGUCAGGAUUUGUAAGCAAUGGAAGCUCAUUUAUUUGCAUUCUCCUGCCCUAGGCAGCUCUCCAGCAUACCACCAUAAAAUGUUCAUAUAUUUCCUUUUGGGGCUACCAUGGCAGGUGCUAAAAGUUGCAGUUCCCUGUGUGUGUACAUACAUGUAGUAAAUCUCAUGAGAUAUAGUUUGUUACAAUUUUUGGAAAAUUACUAUUUCUUCUAUCAAAGGCAGAUUGCUAAAUCAAGAGAAAGAACAUAUAAACAUUUCCAGUAAAAUGCACGUAAUAUACAUUUGUUUGCCAAUUGUCUCUCUAGAUGGGUAUGGUUGAGAAAAUUGCGUGGUGGGGAGGGAGAGAAUGGACUGCUCACCUGACAUUUUUUCUCUACAAGUAGAGUACAGAGAGUGUAACAUAGGCCAGGAAAAAACCUUCCUGUACGAGUCUGCAAUUAAAAUACCGACAGGAUACCACUACCAACAUUUUAUUUUCUUUACUGAUUUAAGUAUAGACUGGAUGUAAAACACCAAAUAUUUGCAUGUGAACAUAGUGCAUUUAAGUGUCUGUUCUACAAUGCCUGUUCUUGCCUCAUCUAGCAGUCAAAGAGCUCAAAAACCUGAUUGUUUCCCACUGAUUUUAAUGGCCUUUGUAUCAAGCUUUUAGAACCCAAUCUAGCAAAGCAUUUAAGCAUGUGCUUAUCUUUAAGCACUCAAGUAGUCCUAGCAUAAAGUUAAAGUAUAAAAUUAAGCAUGUGCUUAAGUGCUUUCCUUUAUCAUGGUCUAAAGACUCAUAAUACUACUUGGGCAUCAAAUCACAUAUUCCAAUCAAUUGUUAAUCUAAAUAUAUGUUUUUUUAUUUACUUAGAGCAAUGUCUGGAUUUCACACAGCCAAGCUGUAGCCAGAUCUGGAUUUUAUUGCCCCUUCCAAACCCCAUGUAAAUGGUAGCUAUUGCUUCUGCUUUGUGUAAUCUAGAUGAUGCAAAGGAAAUAGACAGGAUGUUAUACACAUAUACAAGCAUCCAGAAUUGGUAUUCUUGAUUGCAAAGGAGAAAACAGAAUUUACAAAAGUUUUGAAAGCACCAGGGAAUUCCAUGAAGCUAGGUUUUGGGCAUGCCAGAUUAAUAUGCCUGUUUCUAAUCUGGAUUUAGUUUUGCACUGUUAUUCAUUAUGUAAACUCUGGUUUCUCACUGGAAAUACUUACAUUACAUGGUAGUUAAUGCCAUGCAUAUACUGUAUAUGUACAAAUGCAAACCAAAAUUUGUCAUGAAAUAAUUUAUUACUUUUAUUAUUUUUUACCAAAUAAAAUGCUUCUUUUAAAGCUUA
This is a messenger RNA of Malaclemys terrapin pileata, 8345 nucleotides long. It is a transcript of the gene SACK1B, whose product is annotated as family with sequence similarity 83 member B. The transcript has 5 exons. Gene Ontology annotation, cellular component: cytoplasm; membrane. Bases 689 to 3781 code for a protein of 1030 amino acids. Lineage: Eukaryota; Metazoa; Chordata; Testudines; Emydidae. The record is from RefSeq and is a predicted model, not a curated record. Gene Ontology annotation, biological process: epidermal growth factor receptor signaling pathway.